Haplochromis burtoni (Burton's mouthbrooder) is the source of this 334-nucleotide messenger RNA. RefSeq names its product phosphatidylinositol 4-phosphate 3-kinase C2 domain-containing subunit beta. The record is from RefSeq and is a predicted model, not a curated record. Gene Ontology annotation, cellular component: phosphatidylinositol 3-kinase complex; plasma membrane; cytoplasm. Gene Ontology annotation, molecular function: 1-phosphatidylinositol-3-kinase activity; 1-phosphatidylinositol-4-phosphate 3-kinase activity. NCBI's taxonomy places the organism in Eukaryota, Metazoa, Chordata, Actinopteri, Cichliformes, Cichlidae. Gene Ontology annotation, biological process: phosphatidylinositol-3-phosphate biosynthetic process; phosphatidylinositol 3-kinase/protein kinase B signal transduction; cell migration.
CAGUGUGUCCUCAGAGACAGUCUGGAGGAGAUGAAGCAGUUCUUCUCGGUGAACAGCAGCUGCAGGCUUCCUCUGAACCCAGCACUGCUCGUCACCAGCAUCAACAUCCAGUCCUGCUCGUUCUUCAACUCCAACGCUGUCCCUCUGAAGUUGUCCUUCCAGAACCGGGACCCACUGGGAGACAACAUCAGUGUCAUCUUCAAGUCAGGAGACGACCUGAGGCAGGACAUGCUGACUCUGCAGAUGAUCCGCAUCAUGAACAAGAUCUGGAUCCAGGAGGGGUUGGACAUGAGGAUGGUCCUCUUUAAGUGCUUCUCCACGGGGAGGGGCCGAG